Molecule: messenger RNA, 478 nt
Organism: Limanda limanda (common dab)
Lineage: Eukaryota; Metazoa; Chordata; Actinopteri; Pleuronectiformes; Pleuronectidae
Product: coxsackievirus and adenovirus receptor homolog
Exons: 2
Coding region: 1-450 (149 amino acids)
Source: RefSeq, a predicted model, not a curated record
AUGUUGCUGGGGAAAGUGUCGUCCCUGCUGCUCCUCUGCCUCUCUGCAGCUGCAGAUCAGCAGAACAUAACAGUGAAGCCUGGAGACGAUGCCACUCUUCAGUGUCACUUUCCCAGUGAUGCUGCCUUCACGCAGUUACAGUGGACCAGACUGGAACAGAAGUCGGAUCGUUUCGUGUUCUUCUGCCGGAACAAGCGGUUGUUUGAAAGUUACCAGCAUCCGUCUUUUCGAGGUCGAGUGGAGCUAAGAGAUCCAGAGAUGAAGGACGGAGACGUGUCUGUGACUGUGAAGAACGUCACCGUCAACGAUGCUGGAACGUACAAGUGUGAAAUUAUCAGCAGCAUGAUAGAGAAUGGUGAAAGAACAACCAGUGAGUUCAGCAGCAACGUCAGCCUGACUGUCACAGACUCAGGUGAGUUGGUAGAGAAUGUUCUGUCCUCACCGACCUGACACCUGUUCUGCUCUGCAGGUCCCUCAG